This is a messenger RNA of Acanthoscelides obtectus, 327 nucleotides long. NCBI's taxonomy places the organism in Eukaryota, Metazoa, Arthropoda, Insecta, Coleoptera, Chrysomelidae. The record is from the annotation of a GenBank genome assembly.
AUGCUUGUCAACAUAAGGGAUGCUGAGGAUGCAGACAACAGAGUGCUGAACUUACUUUGCAGAACUAAGACCCUUAGCACAAGAUAUUGUUACAACAUAGCACCAAGGAAGAAAACACGGACGAAGGAGGAAAUAUUACAAAAGAAAAGGGAUGCUGAAUGGAAAAAGUACGAGCGCCUCAAGAACGACCCGCGGAGAAGGGAAGAGCUAAGAGAAAAGGGACACCUGAAAUACCUUAAAAAAGAAAAAGAAAGGGGGACUAGGAAGCUUGUUAAAGAUAUGACGCCACGAGAUCACCGUUUACCGAAGAAUUACUAUAAUUGUUAA